CUCUAUGCAAUACCUGAGUACUAGUCCUCUAGCUUAGAUCCCUAAACUGUAUCUGGCUGAGGAUCCCAAUAGUCUUUAUUCUUUUCUAUUACCUCUUCACAACUGAUGGGUCCUAUAUUUAAAUACCUAAUGUCAAAAAUCCACAAUUCUACACCUCUACUUGAAUAUUUUAGCUAAGUGUAUGGAGGCUGACCAUGUCUUCUUUGCUGUGUUGCUUGUAUAUAGAACCCAGAUGAUCCAGACACAGUGGAUGUCAUCAUGCAUAUGCUGGAUCGAGAUCAUGAUCGAAGAUUGGACUUUACUGAGUUUCUUCUGAUGGUAUUCAAGCUCGCUAUGGCCUGCAACAAGGUCCUCAGCAAAGAAUACUGUAAAGCUUCAGGGUCAAAGAAGCACAGACAUAGUCGCCAAUACCAAGAUGAAGAAAGUGAAACAGAAGAGGAAGAAGAGGAUACAUCGGGACAGAAAUCAGGUUACAAAUAUUCAAGUUGGAGUGAGGGAGAGGAGCAUGGUUAUAGUUCUGAGGGUUUGAGGGGUUCUGCAAAACAGAGACAUGGGUCCAGGAGGCUGGGGAGGCAUGGUGAUUUAUCUAGCUCAGAGAACCAAAAGGGAUCUGAAAAAAGGCACUGUGGGUCCAGCUCUGGUCACUCACAGAGUAGUGGCAAACAAAGACAUGGUUCCAGCUCUGGAGAGUUGGGGGAAAGAAGAAGCAAGUCACGUGUUAACCCCUCUAGGGAAUCUGGGGAAGAAUAUGAAUCUGGAUCUGGAUCUGGAUCAAGAAGUGGGGGAAGGAAAAGUCAUGGUGGUCUGUCACACGGAUUAGACAUUAGUGAACAUGAAUCUAGCAAAUCAAGUGGGUGUGGAAGGCCACAAAAUGCUUCUAGUUCUUAUCAGGAAGGUCAAUUUGGAGGGCAAGGAAACCAAUCUAGCUGUACCCCGUCAGGUUAUGAAUCUGGAAGCAGUGGAGGACAAGGUCAUAGAUGUCUCUCAGGAGGUCAGUCAUGUGGAUAUGGUCAACAUGAGCCUAGCUCUUGUGGCCAGUCUUCAAGUCAGAGAGGAUAUGGAUCUAAAGCAUGUGGUCAACCACAGAAUUGUGGAGCACAACAGGGAACAGGUUCAAGUCAGUCCUCUUGCUGUGGGCAAAAUGAAUCUGGAGCAAGUCAAUCUUCUAAUUAUGGUCAACAUGGAUCUUCCUGUGGAUACUCUUCCAAAUCUCAUCAAAAAGGGUCUGGUUCAAAUGAAUAUUCUAAAUGUGGUCAACAUAGAUCCAGCUCAGGUCAGUCCACUGGCUUUGGACAACAUGGGUCAGGCUCAGGUCAGUUCUCUGGCUUUGAACAAGGCUCAUGUUCAGGCCAAUCACCUAGCUUUGGAAAACAGGGGUCAGGCUCAGGUCAGUCUUCUGGCUCUGGUCAACAUGGGCCUAGUUCACAUCAGUCCUCUAGUUUUGAAUACCAUGAGUCUAGAUCAGGGCAGUCUGGCUCAGGACAACAUGGGUCAGGCUCAGGCCAGUCCUCUGGCUUUGGACACCAUGGGUCAGCCUCAGGUCAGUCUUCAGGCUCUGGACAACAUGGGUCUGGUCCGCAUCAGUCUUCUAGUUUUGAGCACCAUGAGUCCAGAUCAGGGCAGUCUGGCUGUGGCCAACAUGGGUCAGGCUCAGGCCAGUCCUCUGGCUCUGGACAACAUGGGUCAGGCUCAGGCCAGUCCUCUGGCUCUGGAAAACAUGGGUCUAGUUCACAUCAGUCCUCUAGUUUUGAACACCAUGAGUCUAGAUCAGGGCAGUCUGGCUGUGGCCAACAUGGGUCAGGCUCAGGUCAAUCCACUGGCUCUGGAAAACAUGGCUCAGCCUCAGGUCAGUCCUCUGGCUCUGGACAACAUGGGUCUAGUUCACAUCAGUCCUCUAGUUUUGAACACCAUGAGUCCAGAUCAGGGCAGUCUGGCUCAGGACAACAUGGGUCAGGCUCAGGCCAGUCCUCUGGCUUUGGCCAACAUGCGUCAGGCUCAGGUCAAUCCUCCGGCUCUGGACACCGUGGGUCAGCCUCAGGCCAGUCCUCUGGCUCUGGACAACAUGGUUCAGCCUUAGGUCAGUCUUCUGGCUCUGGACUACAUGGGUCUAGUUCACAUCAGUCCUCUAGUUUUGAGCACCAUGAGUCCAGAUCAGGGCAGUCUGGCCGUGGCCAACACAGGUCAGGCUCAGGCCAGUCCUCUGGCUGGGGCCAACAUGGGUCAGGCUCAGGUCAAUACUCUGGCUCUGGACAACAUGGGUCAGGCUCAGGCCAGUCCUCUGGCUCUGGAAAACAUGGGUCUAGUUCGCAUCAGUCCUCUAGUUUUGAAUACCAUGAGUCUAGAUCAGGGCAGUCUGGCUGUGGCCAACAUGGGUCAGGCUCAGGCCAGUCCUCUGGCUUUGGCCCACAUGGGUCAGGCUCAGGUCAAUCCUCUGGCUUUGGCCGACAUGGGUCAGCCUCAGGCCAGUCCUCUGGCUCUGGACAACAUGGCUCAGCCUCAGGCCAGUCCUCUGGCUCUGGACAACAUGGGUCUAGUUCACAUCAGUCCUCUAGUUUUGAGCACCAUGAGUCCAGAUCAGGGCAGUCUGGCUCAGGACAACAUGGGUCAGGCUCAGGCCAGUCCUCUGGCUUUGGCCAACAUGGGUCAGGCUCAGGUCAAUCCUCUGGCUCUGGACACCGUGGGUCAGCCUCAGUCCAGUCCUCUGGCUCUGGACAACAUGGGUCAGGCUCAGGCCAGUCCUCUGGCUCUGGACAACAUGGGUCUAGUUCGCAUCAGUCCUCUAGUUUUGAGCACCAUGAGUCCAGAUCAGGGCAGUCUGGCUGUGGCCAACAUGGGUCAGGCUCAGGCCAGUCCUCUGGCUGUGGCCAACAUGGGUCAGCCUCAGGCCAGUCCUCUGGCUCUGGACAACAUGGGUCAGGCUCAGGCCAGUCCUCUGGCUCUGGACAACAUGGGUCUAGUUCACAUCAGUCCUCUAGUUUUGAGCACCAUGAGUCCAGAUCAGGGCAGUCUGGCUGUGGCCAACACGGGUCAGGCUCAGGCCAGUCCUCUGGCUUUGGCCUACACGGGUCAGCCUCAGGCCAGUCCUCUGGCUCUGGACAACAUGGGUCAGGCUCAGGCCAGUCCUCUGGCUCUGGACAACAUGGGUCUAGUUCGCAUCAGUCCUCUAGUUUUGAGCACCAUGAGUCCAGAUCAGGGCAGUCUGGCUGUGGCCAACACGGGUCAGGCUCAGGCCAGUCCUCUGGCUGUGGCCAACAUGGGUCAGCCUCAGGCCAGUCCUCUGGCUCUGGACAACAUGGGUCAGGCUCAGGCCAGUCCUCUGGCUCUGGACAACAUGGGUCUAGUUCACAUCAGUCCUCUAGUUUUGAGCACCAUGAGUCCAGAUCAGGGCAGUCUGGCUGUGGCCAACACGGGUCAGGCUCAGGCCAGUCCUCUGGCUUUGGCCUACACGGGUCAGCCUCAGGCCAGUCCUCUGGCUCUGGACAACAUGGGUCAGGCUCAGGCCAGUCCUCUGGCUCUGGAAAACAUGGGUCUAGUUCACAUCAGUCCUCUAGUUUUGAACACCAUGAGUCUAGAUCAGGGCAGUCUGGCUGUGGCCAACACAGGUCAGGCUCAGGUCAAUCCUCUGGCUCUGGAAAACAUGGCUCAGGCUCAGGUCAGUCCUCUGGCUCUGGACAACAUGGGUCUAGUUCACAUCAGUCCUCUAGUUUUGAACACCAUGAGUCCAGAUCAGGGCAGUCUGGCUCAGGACAACAUGGGUCAGGCUCAGGCCAGUCCUCUGGCUUUGGCCAACAUGCGUCAGGCUCAGGUCAAUCCUCCGGCUCUGGACACCGUGGGUCAGCCUCAGGCCAGUCCUCUGGCUCUGGACAACAUGGCUCAGCCUUAGGUCAGUCUUCUGGCUCUGGACUACAUGGGUCUAGUUCACAUCAGUCCUCUAGUUUUGAGCACCAUGAGUCCAGAUCAGGGCAGUCUGGCUGUGGCCAACACAGGUCAGGCUCAGGCCAGUCCUCUGGCUGUGGCCAACACGGGUCAGGCUCAGGCCAGUCCUCUGGCUCUGGAAAACAUGGGUCUAGUUCGCAUCAGUCCUCUAGUUUUGAAUACCAUGAGUCUAGAUCAGGGCAGUCUGGCUAUGGCCAACUCGGGUCAGGCUCAGGCCAGUCCUCUGGCUUUGGCCAACACAGGUCAGGCUCAGGUCAAUCCUCUGGCUUUGGCCCACAUGGGUCAGCCUCAGGCCAGUCCUCUGGCUCUGGAAAACAUGGCUCAGCCUCAGGCCAGUCCUCUGGCUCUGGACUACAUGGGUCUAGUUCACAUCAGUCCUCUAGUUUUGAGCACCAUGAGUCCAGAUCAGGGCAGUCUGGCUCAGGACAACAUGGGUCAGGCUCAGGCCAGUCCUCUGGCUUUGGCCAACAUGGGUCAGGCUCAGGUCAAUCCUCUGGCUCUGGACACCGUCGGUCAGCCUCAGGCCAGUCCUCUGGCUCUGGACAACAUGGAUCAGGCUCAGGCCAGUCCUCUGGCUCUGGUCAUCAUGGGUCUAGUUCACAUCAGUCCUCUAGUUUUGAGCACCAUGAGUCCAGAUCAAGGCAGUCUGGCUGUGGCCAACACGGGUCAGGCUCAGGCCAGUCCUCUGGCUGUGGCCAACAUGGGUCAGCCUCAGGCCAGUCCUCUGGCUCUGGACAACAUGGCUCAGGCUCAGGCCAGUCCUCUGGCUCUGGACAACAUGGGUCUAGUUCACAUAAGUCCUCUGGCUCUGGAAAACAUGGCUCAGGCUCAGGUCAGUCUUCUGGCUCUGGACAACGUGGGUCUAGUCCGCAUCAGUCCUCUAGUUUUGAGCACCAUGAGUCCAGAUCAGGGCAGUCUGGCUCAGGACAACAUGGGUCAGGCUCAGGCCAGUCCUCUGGCUUUAGCCAACAUGGGUCAGCCUCAGGUCAGUCCUCUGGCUGUGGACAACAUGGGUCAGGCUCAAGCCAGUCCUCUGGCUCUGGACAACAUGGGUCUAGUUCACAUCAGUCCUCUAGUUUUGAACACCAUGAGUCUAGAUCAGGGCAGUCUGGCUGUGGCCAACAUGGGUCAGGCUCAGGUCAAUCCUCUGGCUCUGGAAAACAUGGCUCAGCCUCAGGUCAGUCCUCUGGCUCUGGACAACAUGGGUCUAGUUCACAUCAGUCCUCUAGUUUUGAACACCAUGAGUCCAGAUCAGGGCAGUCUGGCUCAGGACAACAUGGGUCAGGCUCAGGCCAGUCCUCUGGCUUUGGCCAACAUGCGUCAGGCUCAGGUCAAUCCUCUGGCUCUGGACACCGUGGGUCAGCCUCAGGCCAGUCCUCUGGCUCUGGACAACAUGGCUCAGCCUUAGGUCAGUCUUCUGGCUCUGGACUACAUGGGUCUAGUUCACAUCAGUCCUCUAGUUUUGAGCACCAUGAGUCCAGAUCAGGGCAGUCUGGCUGUGGCCAACACAGGUCAGGCUCAGGCCAGUCCUCUGGCUGUGGCCAACACGGGUCAGGCUCAGGCCAGUCCUCUGGCUCUGGACAACAUGGCUCAGCCUCAGGCCAGUCCUCUGGCUCUGGACAACAUGGGUCUAGUUCGCAUCAGUCCUCUAGUUUUGAAUACCAUGAGUCUAGAUCAGGGCAGUCUGGCUAUGGCCAACAUGGGUCAGGCUCAGGUCAAUCCUCUGGCUCUGGACACCAUGGGUCAGCCUCAGGCCAGUCCUCUGGCUCUGGACAACAUGGGUCAGCCUCAGGCCAGUCCUCUGGCUCUGGACAACAUGGGUCUAGUUCGCAUCAGUCCUCUAGUUUUGAGCACCAUGAGUCCAGAUCAGGGCAGUCUGGCUGUGGCCAACACGGGUCAGGCUCAGGCCAGUCCUCUGGCUGUGGCCAACAUGGGUCAGCCUCAGGCCAGUCCUCUGGCUCUGGACAACAUGGGUCAAGCUCAAGUCAGUCUUCUGUCUCUGGACAACAUGGGUCUAGUUCACAUCAGUCCUCUAGUUUUGAACACCAUGAGUUCAGAUCAGGGCAGUCUGGCUGUGGGCAACACGGGUCAGGCUCAGGCCAGUCCUCUGGCUCUGGCCAACAUGGGUUAGGCUCAGGCCAGUCCUCUGGCUCUGGUCAACAUGGGUCUAGUUCGCAUCAGCCCUCUACUUUUGAGCACCAUGAGUCCAGAUCAGGGCAGUCUGGCUAUGGCCAACACAGGUCAGGCUCAGGACAGUCCUCUGGCUCUGGACAACAUGGGUCUAGUUCACAUCAGUCCUCUAGUUUUGAACACCAUGAGUCCAGAUCAGGGCAGUCUGGCUGUGGCCAACGCAGGUCAGGCUCAGGACAGUCCUCUGGCUCUGGACAACAUGGGUCAGGCUCAGGCCAGUCCUCUGGCUUUGGACACCAUGGGUCAGGCUCACACCAGUCCUCUGGCUCUGGACAACAUGGGUCAGGCUCAGGCCAGUCCUCUGGCUCUGGACAACAUGGCUCAGCCUCAGGUCAGUCUUCUGGCUCUGGACUACAUGGGUCUAGUUCACAUCAUUCCUUUGGUUUUGAAUACCAUGAGUCUAGAUCAGGGCAGUCUGGCUAUGGCCAACACGGGUCAGGCUCAGGCCAGUCCUCUGGCUGUGGACACCAUAGGUCAGGUUCAGGCCAAUCCUCUGGCUGUGGGCAACAUCGGUCAGGCUCAACCCUGUCCUCUGGCUCUGGUCAACAUGGGUCUAGUUCAUAUCAGUCUUCUAGUUUUGAACACCAUGAGUCUAGAUCAGGGCAGUCUGGCUAUGGCCAACAUGAGUCAGGCUCAGUGACGUCCUCUGGCUUUGGACAACAUGGGUCAAGUUCAAGUCAGUCUUCAGGGUUUGGAGAACAUGCGUUUAGCUCAGGGCAAUUCUCAGGCUAUGAAUCUAGGGUAAGUGGACAAGGAAGCUGUGGGCCUAGAUCAAGCAAAAAGUAUCCAAUAAGUGGAAAACCAAUAUCAGACUCACCCCACAGUCAAACAAGAGGAAGCAGCCAAGAAAGAACUACUUCUCAGAGUGUAUUGGGAAAUGAGACUGAAGAUCAGGAGAGCAUUCAUGGACAAAACCAACAAAGGCAAGGAACAGAUCAGGGAAGGAUAGCAUCCAGAAGGCAGGAAAAAACACAUAGGCAAUCAAAUGACAGUGAAGGCCACUCAGAUACUUUGGAAACAUAUCAUGGUCAAAGACAUUCUGCACAAGAAUCUAGCAGGAGUGGAAGAAGAAGAGCUAGUGACAAUGAGUCCAGUGACAGUGAAAGGCAUACAGAAGUCUCACAGAGGCACUCAGGAUACAUUCAUGGUCAAGCUGGAUCUCAACAUGGAGAAUCAGGAUCCACAGUUAGAGGCAGACAAGAAACAGAUCACAGACAGGCUGGAUCUCAACAUGGAGAGUCAGGAUCAACAGUUCGAGGUGGACAGGGCCCUGCCCGUGGCCAGUCGGGAGAUACCUCUAGACAUGGCCAAUCUAGUCAUGGGCAAUCCACACACUCUGAGUCCAGAACGGCUGGAAGAAGGGGAUCUAGUCAGAGUGAGUCCAGUGACAGUGAAAGGCACUCAGGAGCCUCACAGAGGCACUCGGCAUCCACACACGGGCAGGCUGGAUCUCAACAUGGAGAUUCGGGAUCCACAGUUAGAGGCAGACAAGAAACAGAUCACAGACAGGUUGGAUCUCAACAUGGAGAGUCAGGAUCAACAGUUCGAGGUGGACAGGGCCCUGCCCGUGGCCAGUCGGGAGAUACCUCUAGACAUGGCCAAUCUAGUCAUGGGCAAUCCACACACUCUGAGUCCAGAACGGCUGGAAGAAGGGGAUCUAGUCAGAGUGAGUCCAGUGACGGUGAAGGGCAUUCAGGAGCCUCACAGAGGCACUCGGCAUCCACACACAGGCAGGCUGGAUCUCAACAUGGAGAUUCGGGAUCCACAGUUAGAGGCAGACAAGAAACAGAUCACAGACAGGCUGGAUCUCAACAUGGAGAGUCAGGAUCAACAGUUCGAGGUGGACAGGGCCCUGCCCGUGGCCAGUCGGGAGAUACCUCUAGACAUGGCCAAUCUAGUCAUGGGCAAUCCACACACUCUGAAUCCAGAACGGCUGGAAGAAGGGGAUCUAGUCAGAGUGAGUCCAGUGACAGUGAAAGGCAUUCAGGAUAUUCACAGAGGCACUCGGCAACCACAUAUGGGCAGGCUGGAUCUGAACAUGGAGUGGUGGAACAUUCAGGAUCUGAUACAAUAGAGAGACACUGGUCUGGUCAUUCAAAGUCACAUGAUAUACACAGGCAGUCACAGGACAACGUAGGCACACCAUCCAGUAGCAGUCAUGCCCAAUCUGGAAUAGGUCAUUCUCAGACUCAUAUUAGUAAAAGGCAAAGAAAUAUAUCUGGUCAAGGAUGGAGACAUGGUAGCUAUGGAAGAGAAGAAUAUGACUAUGGGCAGUCUGGGCUGGAUCUCAACAUGGAGAUUCAGCAUCUACAGUUAGAGGUAGACGAGGCUCAGCUCAUGGUCAGUCUCAACAUGGAGAUUCGGGAUCCACAGUUAGAGGUAGCCCAGGCUCAGCUCAUGGUCAGGCUGGAUCUCAACAUGGAGAGUCAGGAUCAACAGUUCGAGGCGGACAGGGCCCUGCCCGGGGCCAGUCGGGAGAUACCUCUAGACAUGGCCAAUCUAGUCAUGGGCAAUCCACACACUCUGAGUCCAGAACGGCUGGAAGAAGGGGAUCUAGUCAGAGUGAGUCCAGUGACGGUGAAGGGCAUUCAGGAGCCUCACAGAGGCACUCCGCAUCCACACACGGGCAGGCUGGAUCUCAACAUGGAGAUUCAGGAUCCACAGUUAGAGGUAGACAAGAAACAGAUCACAGACAGGAGAUACCUCUAG
This is a messenger RNA of Sus scrofa (pig), 8835 nucleotides long. Lineage: Eukaryota; Metazoa; Chordata; Mammalia; Artiodactyla; Suidae. The record is from RefSeq and is a predicted model, not a curated record.